AUGACCAUCACUGAACAACCGAAUAAUGACCUGCUCUUUUGUACAGAUGGUCAUGUGGGUCAUAAUUGGUUUUUGGUGCAUAACACGUUUAGAAAGUGUUCAUUGUGUAGGACUCGGAAGUUACGUUUAUGGACCACGAUGUUCAAGUGCAGAGAAUGUAAGUUAUUAUGUCACAGAAAAUGUUUUUCCAAACUCGUUGACGAGAAUAUGGACGUAACAGAGGCACCUGAUGCAUUACCUGCAACGAAUGCACUGGAUGCAAUGCCUGCUGCAACGGAGACACCGGAUGCAAUUAUACCUGCAACGGAGGCACCGGAUGCGAUAACUACAACCGCAAGUCACCAACAGCUCACCGAACCAUUGCAGCAAGUACGGCGCAUGAUAUACGUAGUAAUUAUUAGUGAGGUACCCUCUAGUACAGAACCAAUCGACGGACAUGCAAUUGCAAUUUUUCUAAAGAAACGGAUAUUGAGGCACAUCAAUUAUUCGGAGUUGGUCGCCAGGGUCCGGGCUGCAAAAUACGCCCAACGGCCGUUUCCCGUGGUAAAUUGUAUCGACAGUAGUUAUAUCUUAUGGGGCAAAGAAAUCCACUUGAUCACCAAGUUCGAAAUGGACGACGGUGACGACUACUACGUUAUAACGAUAUGUUACGACCGUUGUCGAAACGGAAAUCAGUACAUCGGAAAAACCAUUUUCAUUUACAGCCCAUCGAAACCGCACGAAACGGUAAGAGUCUUAAAAAUGCUAUGGUAUAGACCACACUUGGCCAGAAUACAAAGUGCCGACCGCGGUAACGGCAAUCCGCAGUGGUUUAGCGGCGUCGUGAUCUACGGUGUAGAAAAAAUAUAA
This is a messenger RNA of Myzus persicae (green peach aphid), 849 nucleotides long. RefSeq lists its product as uncharacterized. The record is from RefSeq and is a predicted model, not a curated record. The transcript is spliced from 4 exons. NCBI's taxonomy places the organism in Eukaryota, Metazoa, Arthropoda, Insecta, Hemiptera, Aphididae. Bases 1 to 849 code for a protein of 282 amino acids.